CUGAGAGGUGAGACAGCAAGACUGAACAAGAUCUUCAAGGAGACUGGCAGACAGGCAGACAGAAGAGGAAGCGGGAUAUAUCUGUCCUACAGAUCUUUGACCCUCAGGGGACUUCCUUUCUUCCUUCCUUUCAAGAAAGCCUAGUUGAACUUCUUAAUGGUCUCAUCUUUUGAUGGCCUCAGUGGAUGCAGCUUUUAAUUACUCUCUGAGGAAGGCACAGCACAAGCUCCUGCGUUCAGACAAAUCUUUGCUCUUCAGUGCCGGUUGGGGAGGUUACCAUGGAAACCAGGAUAGUGACGCAACGAGAGCAGGAGGAGCAGUCGACCCAGAUGUCUCACAGCAUGCAGCUGUCCUCCCAGAUCAAGAAGAAGACAUUCACUUCCAGUGAUGAGGAAGCCUCCUACUGUGAUUUCUAUCCCAUCAUCCCUGCUGACCUGAUGUCGGUCAAGGAGAUCCUGGACAUGGACAACCUCCCCCGCCACAGGACAUGGGAAAUCCUGACAGAAACUCUGGCUGCUGAUGAAGAGUACCACAGAGACAAGUGGACCCUGUUUGGGAACGAGGCUGAAAAGGUGGAGAUAGACGUGAUCAGGAACCAGCAUUUGUUACGCACACGCGUUGACACUCUGGCCCUUCGCAGGCAGGCAGAAAAGAAAGCAUCUGCCUACAUGAAGUACCUGGAGCGCCUGAGUCAGAAAGCCCCAGACUUUCCAAUCCCUCUGAGGGCUCACACCGUCUGGGAGGGCAUGACGGUCAAACUGUCCUGUACCGUCCAGGGUUGUCCACCUCCAAAGGUCACAUGGUAUAAGGAUGGUCUACCGCUGACAAUGUCUGACCAACCAUGGAAUUACAGUCUUCAGCAAAAAAUAGGUCUUAACACCCUGGAGAUCAGAAGGUGCUCUCCUGAUGAUGCCGGCGAGUACAAAGUGGUAGCCCAGAGUCCCCUUGGUGAAGCUAUGACUUUUGGAACACUUGUGGUGAACUCAUAUCAAGGAGCUGCGGCUGGUUCAGAGCACUCGCAGACCUCCGCCGUGAGGCUUGAGCAAGAAGCCCUCUUUGGUAACACCUUCCCUCCAACAUGGGUGAAGGAGGGUAACACUCUCACCCUGGAGUGUAGCUUCACCUCAGCUCUGCUGCCCUUCCAGCGGGAUAUCAUCUGGUUCAGAGAUGGCAUCCAGCUUUAUCAGUCGAGCACCGUGGACAUUAAGACAGUUGACAACAAGGCCUCCAUCACUUUAAAGACGGCACACAAGGAACAUGAGGGUGUUUACACUGCCCAGCUGAGAACCUGGGAUCAUGUCCAGGAACACAGUGCUUUCGUCUAUGUCAAAGAUGCAUCAGCUGCGUUGCCCGGAGGCCCCGCCUCUCCUCUGGCCGUCCAGGUGUCUGACGUCAACAAGGACUACGUUUUCCUUACCUGGCAGCCACCCAGUGCUGACGGCGCCUCGCCUGUGGAGGGUUAUUAUGUGGAAAAAUAUGAUGUCGGUCAGGGUGAAUGGGUGCGCUGCAAUGUCCAUAUUCAAAAGAUGUGCCACUACCCAGUGUUUGGCCUCAAGGAAGGAACUCUGUACCAGUUCAGGGUCCGUGCUGUGAACAAGGCUGGAGAAGGACGCCCCUCCAUGGCUACCGAACCCGUCCUCACCACAGACCCCCUGGAACACACCAGGACUAUGGUGGUCAAAGUGGACAGAGGAAGGACGAUCACCAUUACAAAAGAUGAACUAGAAGGUCAGGUCAAAGCUCCUUUCCCUCCUACAAAUGUCCACGCCUGCGAGGUGAGCGACACCUACGUGGUGCUGAGCUGGACUGAGCCUGAACCCAGAGGCAGGGAGCCGCUCACCUUCUACGUCGAGCGGUCCUUGGCAGGGAAGAGCAGCUGGGAGCUAGCCAGUCUGGACAUGGCGGUAAACUCUCCCAGGUUCCCAAUGUUUGACCUGGUCAAGGACAAGCAGUACUGCUUCAGAGUGCGCUCCAUCAACAAGUACGGUGUCAGCGACCCCUCUGAGCCAAGUGAACUGAUCUCCUUAGGAAAGCCACAAGCUGUGCCAGCUCCACCUCACUCUGUCAUGGCCAUCAGAGACACGGACACUUCAGUGCUGCUCCAGUGGCAGGAGCCCAAAGACAAAGACGACAUCCUGGGCUACUAUCUGUACUACAGUGAGGCUGGCAAACAAGACUGGAACACUGUCAACAACAAGCCGUUAACCAAAACCAGAUUCACAGUCCAUGGCCUCAAGACCCGAAGGGAAUAUGUGUUCAGGGUGAAGUCCGUGAGCCGAGCAGGAAACAGCAGCUAUUCGAAUGAGUCCCAGCCCAUCCUCGUCAAAUCAGCCAUUCAUGUUCCUUCUGCUCCCUCUGCCAUUGCCCUGCUGCUGUGCACUGGAUCAGAGAUGGUGUUGGGCUGGAGGGCCCCGGCUCAUAACGGAGGAGACCCCGUGCGUGGAUACUACCUGGACCAGAGAGAAAAAGAAGUGAAAAUAUGGAGAGAAGUCAACAUAAGGCCUGCCAAAGAGAGACAGUUUAAGGUUUGCAACCUGAAUAGUGGACACUUCUAUCAGUUCCGUGUGUUUGCUGCAAAUAUGGCUGGAGUCGGGAAGCCGUCUGAGGCCAGUGAAGCAUUCCUGUGUGAGAAGUGGACAAUGCCAGAGCCAGGUUGUCCUUAUGACCUGGAGUUCAGAGAGGUGAGAAACAGCUCCCUCGUGCUGCUAUGGGCGGCGCCGUUGUAUGAAGGAAGGAGCCCCGUCAUUGGCUAUUUUCUGGAAAUCAGCCAAGGUGACCAAUCAGACAGCUGGACUGCUCUGAACGAGAAACCGAUCUGUGACACGCAUUACAAGGUGUCAGGUCUUCAGGCCGGUCAGACCUACCGUCUCCGUGUGUCGGCUGUCAGCGAGGCUGGAGUGGGCUGUGCUUCUCUGCCCACUGAGCCAGUCACAGCUCAGACCCAACCAGGCACCAAAAACAUCGAGAUUGGAGUGGAUGAAGACGGUUUCAUAUUUCUGGGUUACGAGGCUGAUGAGAUGAACGAUGAGAGUCAGUUCCUCUGGAGAAAAAAUUACACCGAGCCCAUCGACAGCGGGAGAGCUCGGGCAGAAACCAAGAAGAACGGGUCAGCCCUCACCUUCACAGACCCCUCUGAGGAGGAUCUGGGUCUCUACACAGUGGAGAUGAGCGACAACCCAAACCUGUCGUCCAGCUACGACUUCACUGCUGAAGACCUUGAACGACUCAAAGAACUCAGCUGGCAAGUCAGACAUCCACUGAUAGCUCUGAAGUCUGGCUGGCACGUGGAGGUUUCUGAGAAAGGUGAUGUACGACUUUGGCUGCAGACAGAAAGUCUGAGUAGCUCCGCUGAGCUCCGUCUCAUCUUCAACGACAGAGAAAUCUCCAGCACUCCGCACCGUAAGAUCAACUUUGACAAGGCCAAAGGUCUGGUGGAGAUACUGUUUGAUCAGCUCUCUCGGGAGGACGAGGGCUCGUACACGGCUCAGCUGCGCGACGGCCGCGCCAAAAACCAGUUCACUUUGGUCUUUGUGGACAAGAAGUUCCGUGAGACGCUGGCCCUGGCUGAUGCAAAACGACAUGACCAUCAGAGAAAGUCGGGACCCUAUUUCCAGGACUUCUUGUCAUGGAGUGUAAAUGAGGAUUGUGAACUUAUUAUGAAGUGCAAGGUGACAAAUACAAGCAAGGACACGUCUCUCAAGUGGUUUAAAGAAGGUGUGGCGUUGACCGAAGUUGUGUAUGACCAGUCAUCAGGGGUCAGCACACUCACCAUCCCACAGGUUACGAAGAAGGAGGCUGGGUCGUACAGAGCCGUGGUGUCGGACGGGAGAGGAGAGGACGUCAGCACCUUAGAGUUAUUGGAUGACGAGUAUGACAAGCUUCUUCAGCAGCUGAGUAAACAGUGUGCAAUGUCAGCCAGCCCGCUGAGGAUUCAGAGCACCGCUGAAGGGUUCAAGCUCUACUGCUCACUCAAAUACUAUAUAAACUACCUGAAGACCAGUUGGCAUUUCAAGGAGAAGAGGAUUGACCAGGAAGCCAGAACAAAGACUGGCAGCAGUAUGCAGAAGGUCUGGAUUGAAAUCUUUAGCCCAACAGAGAAUGAUAAAGGCAAAUACAUGUUGGAGAUGUUCGAUGGCAGUGAGACGCACAAACGUUAUCUUGACCUGUCUGGACAAGUCUUUGCUGAUGCCUUGCUGGAGUACCAGAGGUUGAAACAAUUGGCCAUUGCUGAGAAAAAUCGAGCCAAAGUGACAAAGGGUCUUCCUGAUGUGGUAGCCAUCAUGGAGGGCAAGUCUUUGUGUCUGACAUGCUUCAUUGACGGUGAACCAGCCCCGGAGGCCUUCUGGCUCAGGAACGACAGGGAGAUUGCAACCCAGAACCAGUUUACCAUCACUAAGGAGCCAAAGUGCAGCACCAUCACCAUCAACAAUGUCAACUCAGAAGAUUCUGGAAAAUACAGCAUCUUUGUGCGCAAUCAGUAUGGCUCUGAAACGGUUGAUGUGACCGUGAGUGUUUACAAGCGUGGGGAGAAGCCUCCAGCAAACGCCCUGGAGAUGGGUUAAGACUGCAGACUGAGACAGAAAUUAAAUUUCUGCAGGGAUUUUAUGCUUUAGACUGAGAUUUUUUUUUUUACAGGAGUUGACAUUCACUUUUACUUUUCACUGUAACAUUUAAACCAAAAUAAACAUCUGCACUGAGAGAAAGAAGAGAAUGAAGGCAAACACAUAUAUAGAUUGUGUGAAUGAAAUGAUGGUGGAUUGCUCAUGUGUCAGGAACCUUUAGGAACCUUUAUUUAGCAUGAGGAAAUUGUAUUCAACAUAUAUGUCUCCAUUUUAUUUUUAGAGAUUUAAUCAACUUUAGUUUGGAGACUGUCUAUAUAAUGUGUACCAGACAGUGCAUGCCAUUUAAAAUGUCAUACUCUGGCUUCUCCUGUGAUGGGGAUGCAUACAAAGUCUCCUUAGACAAACUCAUUUUGCUGACUUCAUGAACAUUUGACAUAAAAAAUGUUUCCUUAUUGAAGUUACACUAUGUAACCUUUGACAUAUAACACAUAUAACACCUUUCCCUCUAAUAAAUGAAAAGCUGCUAAAGUCAGGACACCAACUGUUAUAGAUGUACUUGGUUUGGUUUGUCCAGCAACUCAUGGUAGCUAAUGUUAUAUGAUGUUAUCUAAUAUUAGUUUCCAUAAGAAACUAGAUGUGAGCUAACACCAGCUAAUUUCCCAUAAAUCCCAUAAAUGACCUGUUCCUUUGUUAUUAGCUGGAACCAGACGAAUUAGCAAGCUUAGAUAUUGCUUAAUUAUAACUAGCAUUUGAUAGUACUACUCUUCUGGCUUAUCAUUUACCCUUUUUUGAUAGCCUAAUUGUCACUUGUGGUCAUUGUCUUACUGCAGAAAUAACCACAUGAUUCAGUUGUCGUUCGUUUGUGUGUGCGGUGAAUAAAGCAAUUUCAAGUACCGUAAGUUUAA
Messenger RNA from Scatophagus argus, 5467 nucleotides. RefSeq names its product myomesin 3 (gene myom3). The transcript is spliced from 38 exons. Gene Ontology annotation, molecular function: protein binding. The coding region runs from base 279 to 4562 and encodes 1427 amino acids. Lineage: Eukaryota; Metazoa; Chordata; Actinopteri; Scatophagidae. The record is from RefSeq and is a predicted model, not a curated record.